AUGUUUGGGAGCGUGGGGACAUCGGCGAAUCCUUUAUAUGUAAAAUGCUUAUAUUGCAGUUUCUGGGAUAUAGUAACCGGCUUGAAAUGGGUAGGUUACCUCAAACCUAAAGUCCGGGAAGUUAUUCUAGAAAGUCCCACGAUUCAAUUCUACGAGAAACUUAACUUAUUUUGCACAUUGCCCGAUGACAAAAUGUUGAAAUACACCCCGAUUAUAAACGCUAAACUGGCCGAUACUAAGAAACUACGCGACCGUUACCUUGGAUACCUAGAAGAUGCUGCGACACAGUCGAAAAUUAACAUGGGCGAAGUACUGGCAUUGAACUACAUAAUAUGA
Messenger RNA from Medioppia subpectinata, 336 nucleotides. NCBI's taxonomy places the organism in Eukaryota, Metazoa, Arthropoda, Arachnida, Sarcoptiformes, Oppiidae. The record is from the annotation of a GenBank genome assembly.